UCGAUCACGAGACACGUAUGCAUGCAAUGUGUAUACAUGUGUUUCGCAGUCGUAGAGCACAAAAAGGACAGUAGUAACAAAAAGAAAACACUUUAAGCCAGAGGCAAAAAGGCAAGGGCCCCUUCUCUCUAGCUCAAGCUACACUAGCCAGCGCCGUACACGAGCCCCCCUGGCCUUUGCCUCCCUCGCCGUCUCGAUCGACCACUACCCGCGGCGGCAAAAGCACACGAUAAAAAGGCCCCCCUCCUCCUCGUCUCCUCCUCCGUAAAGCCAUCACCCGUUUGACCGAGAGAGAGAGAACGACGUGGUGGUGGGUUGGGUGAGCUAGCGAUGUGGGAAGGCGGGAGCCACGACGCCGCGGCGCAGCUGCUGCCGUGGUUCGUCGGCGAGCCGGCAGCGGCGGCGGUGGGGGGAUACGGAGGGUGUGUCGACGUGGUCGGGCAGGGCGGGGUGUUCGGGUUCGGUUUCGAGGCCGCGGCGGCGCCGGUGGUAACCAGGCAGCAGCGUGGUGGCGCGGCGGCGGCGGAGGGAUCAUCGAGAGGCGGUGGCGGUAAGCCGGCGGUGGUGUCCGGGCUGCUCGGCAGCCUGCAGGCGGAGCUGGGGCGGGUGACGGCGAGGGAGAUCAUGGACGCCAAGGCGCUGGCGGCGUCGCGGAGCCACAGCGAGGCCGAGCGGCGGCGCCGGCAGCGCAUCAACGGCCACCUCGCCAGGCUCCGCAGCCUCCUACCCAACACCACCAAGACGGACAAGGCGUCGCUGCUGGCGGAGGUGAUCGAGCACGUGAAGGAGCUGAAGCGGCAGACGACGGCGAUCGCGGCGGCAGCGGCGGCGGGGGAUUACCACGGCAACGACGAGGACGACGACGAUGCGGUGGUGGGGCGGCGGUCGGCGGCGGCGCAGCAGCUGCUGCCGACGGAGGCGGACGAGCUGGCGGUGGACGCGGCGGUGGACGCGGAAGGGAAGCUCGUGGUGCGUGCGUCGCUGUGCUGCGAGGACCGCCCCGACCUCAUCCCGGACAUCGCCCGGGCGCUCGCUGCGCUCCGCCUCCGCGCGCGCCGCGCCGAGAUCACCACGCUCGGCGGCCGCGUCCGCAGCGUGCUCCUCAUCACCGCCGACGAGCAGCAGCAGCAGCACUGCGACGACGUCGACGACGACGAGGACGGGCAUCGCCUCCUUCUUCGCCACGGCAUCGACGGCGCCGGCGCCGCCGCCGACGACGACGACGAGUGCGCGGCGUCUCACCGGAGGCACGAGUGCAUAGCCACGGUCCAGGAGGCGCUGCGCGGCGUGAUGGACCGCCGGGCGGCGGCGAGCAGCGGCGACACGUCGUCGUCCGGCGGCGCUGUCGUCGCCGGCGGCGGCGGGGGCAGCAUCAAGAGGCAGCGAAUGAACUACGGAGUGCACGAGCAAUGCUCGGUGUAGCGUGACACACACUAGUUGCAGCUAACGUGCCGGCAUUUUAGCUAGCUACCACUUUCCAUGCAUGGCGUCUAUGACGAGAAAGUAGCAAACUUUUUAGUUAUUUUUCAAGCUUUCGGGUUGGUUUUGGGAGUAGUAGUGGUCCUUUGGUAUAACGAGAGCAGCUGCUUCAUGGUGCGAAAGGGAAAAGUUUUAUAUGUCCCUUGUGUGUGUUGUUGUGCACACAUGCGCGUGCUACACAAAUUAAUGCAUGUGUGUGUGUUGGGAAUGACUUGGAUAUGUAAGGGUGCAAAGCAGCUGGGGGCCAGCGAGUGGGUGUGUAAAUCUACUGGUGGUAUCUCUCUUGGGGUAUAUCAACGAAAGGUGGAAUUAAUUGGCCCGCAUCGUUUUUAGAUUUCCUUGUGAAGUAUAUAUACAUGGCUUAUGGAACAAUA
Messenger RNA from Oryza sativa Japonica Group (Japanese rice), 1853 nucleotides. Its product is annotated as transcription factor bHLH30. NCBI's taxonomy places the organism in Eukaryota, Viridiplantae, Streptophyta, Magnoliopsida, Poales, Poaceae. Gene Ontology annotation, molecular function: DNA-binding transcription factor activity; protein dimerization activity. The record is from RefSeq and is a predicted model, not a curated record. Gene Ontology annotation, biological process: regulation of DNA-templated transcription.